AUGAAGGAUUGUUCACAUAGUGUUUUCCCUAUAGCGAAGGGUGAUCGAUUCAAUCUGAACCAAUGCUCGAAAAACGAUCUUAAGAAGGAACAGAUGAAGAACAUUCUAUAUGCUUCUGCAGUUGGAAGUCUAAUGUAUGCUCAGGUCUGCACAAGGCCUGACAUUGCAUUUGCUGUUAAAAUGUUAAGACGAUAUCAGAGUAACCCAGGUUUGGACCAUUGGAGAGCUGCAAAGAAAGUGAUGAGAUAUCUUCAAGGAACCAAAGAUUAUAAGUUUAUGUACAGACGGACAAGCAAUUUAGAGGUUGUUGGCUACUCAAAUUCAGACUUUGCUGGCUGUGUUGAUUCGCGUAAAGCAACAUCUGGAUGCAUUUCUAUAUAG
Vitis riparia (riverbank grape) is the source of this 381-nucleotide messenger RNA. Its product is annotated as secreted RxLR effector protein 161-like. The record is from RefSeq and is a predicted model, not a curated record. The transcript has a single exon. Lineage: Eukaryota; Viridiplantae; Streptophyta; Magnoliopsida; Vitales; Vitaceae. The coding region runs from base 1 to 381 and encodes 126 amino acids.